GGAACGCACAUAGACAGCGUGUCCAAAGGAUAGGGAACGCUUUGGGGGAAGAGGAAAAACAGCCAAUAAGGGACUUGUUUGUGGACUACUGUGUGGGAUGGGAAACACCCCAUGAAGUCCUUCUGGGUGACUGACCUCCAGUGAACUUUAAAUUUAUUAGUUGGAGAAGAAGGCAAAACAGAAGCAGCAGCGUGGAGAGGACAUGAAGGACCCGGCACAGUCAGUGGAACAAGGGGGCUCUCAGCGGAGAGGGGGGAGUACAACUCGACCCAGAGUUUGGCUAAAGAAUCAAUGUGUUCGUUUGGGACUUGCCGAAACCCUUUGCACUUUUGUCAUGAUGGCAUUUGGCCUGGGGUCUGUGGCCCAGGUCGUGACUGGACGGGGAGAAUUUGGAGAGUACCUCAGCAUCAACAUUGGUUUUGCACUGGGCGUCGCUAUGGGGGUUCAUGUUGGGGGGAACGUCUCAGGGGCUCAUAUGAAUGCCGCAGUUUCGAUCGCAAUGUGUGUGUUUGGCCGAUUGUCUUGGAGGAUGUUGCCGCUGUACAUAUUCUCACAGUUCAUAGGGUCAUUUCUGGCUGCAGGAACCAUCUACGGCAUCUAUUAUGAGGCUAUUCAUACGUACUGUGGAGGAAACCUGACUGUUACUGGAGUAAGGGCCACGGCUGGUAUCUUUGCCACCUAUCCUGCGCCGUACCUCUCCCUGAUGGGUGGAUUUGUGGACCAGGUGUUUGGCACGGCGAUGCUGCUGCUGUGCCUGAUGGCUCUAUCGGACCAGAGGAACAAGCCGCCUGCUCCGGGCAGCGAGCCAGCCCUGGUGGGUCUGCUGGUGCUGCUCAUUGGCAUUUCUCUGGGCAGCAAUAGCGGCUAUCCCAUCAACCCCACUCGAGACAUUGCACCCAGGGUCUUCACUGCCAUCGCAGGCUGGGGAACCGAUGUAUUCCGGGCUGGAAAUGGGUGGUGGUGGGUGCCUCUAGUUGCUCCAUCUAUUGGAGGAGUCCUGGGAGCCGGGGUGUACAAGGUCCUGGUGGAGCUGCACCAUCCACCAGUGUCUGAGGAGGAGCGGCCGCUGGCAGGGGAGGAGUCCGUGCCUCUUGAUAAACUGCAAAACUUGUGUGCGUGACGUAUUAGCUACGCGAACAGCUAAGUCCAGCUGUGUGUAGCUGAACCAUUCCUCACUGACGAAGGGUUAAAAAGACCAAAACUUCAAUAAGGUGGCCCAUAUAAAAUCUUAAACUCAACUUUAAUUUAUUCAUAUAAUCGAGUCUGCAAAACAUUUAAAAUAUGCACUUGUAGACAUUAUAAAUGAGCAUACUGAUCUUUGCAGUUAUAAAUUAAAUUCAAACAAAACUAGCAGUUUCAUUUGUGAAAGAUGAACAAAGCCAUACUCGUUGCCCUACAUUCUGUGUUUAUAUUAUGGGGGCAACAGCAAGUAAUGUAAUAUUAUAAAUUACCAUAAAUACUUUUCAUUACAACAAUCAACAGGGGACUACUUACAUGAUCAUGGAAACUAAAGUGCACGUACAGAAAACUACCCCUGUACAUUGGAUUUAAAAAAUAGGCAUUAUUCUGAAAAUAAAACAAACAGUAGGGGCUGCCUCCGCACAGCUUGAAAGAGCAGCGUAACUGACAAUAAUUUCCACAAACGUCUUUUCACCAGUCCAGCACACAGGAGCCCGAACAUAAAACAGUGUAUAUGUGUCCUUCCAAGCUCCGAAGUGCUUCAAGCAAAAGCUCGGUGCAGGAUGCUUCACCAGAACAUCUCGCAUUUUGAUCAAGUGCAGCUCAUGUAAAAAGAUGCUGGAAUAAAUCUAGCUCAAAGUACUUCACUGAUAUGAAUUACUGAGAGGACAGUGGAACAGUGUGUCUAGACUCGUAACAUGUGUUUAUUCACAUUUAGUAGGUUUACAUUAAAUGAGUGAGGCACUGCAGUGAGAAACUCAGUGGGAUUUGGCUUUGCGGCCUUAGAAAAUG
Salarias fasciatus (jewelled blenny) is the source of this 1971-nucleotide messenger RNA. It is a transcript of the gene aqp7, whose product is annotated as aquaporin 7. The record is from RefSeq and is a predicted model, not a curated record. Bases 203 to 1120 code for a protein of 305 amino acids. The transcript has 6 exons. Gene Ontology annotation, molecular function: urea transmembrane transporter activity; glycerol channel activity; water channel activity. Gene Ontology annotation, cellular component: plasma membrane; basolateral plasma membrane. NCBI's taxonomy places the organism in Eukaryota, Metazoa, Chordata, Actinopteri, Blenniiformes, Blenniidae. Gene Ontology annotation, biological process: water transport; glycerol transmembrane transport.